Messenger RNA from Sardina pilchardus (European sardine), 3670 nucleotides. RefSeq names its product DDB1- and CUL4-associated factor 7-like. Gene Ontology annotation, molecular function: protein binding. The coding region runs from base 589 to 1614 and encodes 341 amino acids. The record is from RefSeq and is a predicted model, not a curated record. The transcript has 7 exons. Lineage: Eukaryota; Metazoa; Chordata; Actinopteri; Clupeiformes; Clupeidae. Gene Ontology annotation, cellular component: nucleus.
GAAAGCCGUCAUAUCCAAUCAUAUGGGCAUCUUGCAGCUGUUGUAUGAUUCUUGCUGACAUCGACUGUAAUUUCUGAAGUUGGGGAUAUAACGGAGCGAUUUUUUCGCAGCCACGGCCCACGAAAGCUCUCCUGCAGUGCACUGAAUGAUGACGGCAGCUUCCAACGUUUUCCAAGGCACAUGAAGACUUGCCCAUUGGUGUAGCUAGCAUCAUAAACAGCUUGCUAGUUGGCUAUUUUAAUUUCAUUUCGACGGUGCAGCCGCCAUUGUUGUUAGUUAGUCACACAUUUGGGUGUCAUCGGGAUUCACAGAAUCUAUCGGGGUUUCUAUAUACGGGUCUAUCUUGUAUUUUUUAUUUUUUUAUGUGUGGUGAUCUGCUAUUAGCAUUUAGCACGCAAGGUCCACUGUAAAAUAAGGCAAUACAAGCCCAAUUAACUAGCUGGCUAAGUCAGCUAGCAUUCCAGCAGCUAGCAGGCUAAAUCUGACAGGUAAACAAAAGAAGACUUGGUUACACGAAACUCCACACAGUCGCGAGGCGUGUUUACCUUUGUAUUUGUUGAACUAGUCCCUUGAGGGGGAACAAAAGUCAUGUCUCACGGAAAACGAAAAGAGAUCUACAAAUACGAGGCACCAUGGACUGUGUACGCGAUGAAUUGGAGCGUUCGGCCCGACAAGCGCUUCCGUCUGGCUCUUGGCAGCUUCGUGGAAGAAUACAAUAAUAAGGUUCAGCUGGUGGGUCUGGAAGAGGAAAGUUCAGAGUUUGUGUGUCGGAACACCUUUGACCACCCAUACCCCACAACAAAAAUCAUGUGGAUCCCCGACACCAAAGGGGUGUAUCCCGAUCUGCUGGCCACAAGUGGGGACUAUCUCCGUAUCUGGAGGGUGGGAGAGACUGACACACGGCUGGAGUGCCUCCUAAACAACAACAAAAACUCUGACUUUUGUGCCCCCCUCACCUCUUUCGACUGGAACGAGGUUGACCCAAAUCUUUUGGGCACGUCCAGUAUAGACACCACCUGUACCAUCUGGGGGCUGGAGACGGGACAGGUCUUGGGUCGGGUCAACUUGGUCUCGGGCCACGUCAAAACACAGCUCAUCGCUCAUGACAAAGAGGUGUAUGACAUUGCGUUCAGUCGGGCGGGUGGAGGUCGGGACAUGUUUGCGUCGGUGGGGGCGGAUGGCUCGGUGCGCAUGUUCGACCUGCGGCACCUGGAGCACAGCACCAUCAUCUACGAGGACCCCCAGCACCAUCCACUGCUGCGCCUCUGCUGGAACAAGCAGGACCCCAACUACCUGGCCACCAUGGCUAUGGACGGCAUGGAGGUGGUGAUUUUGGACGUGCGAGUGCCCUGCACCCCAGUGGCCAGGCUGAACAAUCACCGGGCGUGUGUGAACGGCAUCGCCUGGGCCCCCCACUCCUCCUGCCACAUCUGCACAGCAGCGGACGAUCACCAGGCGCUGAUCUGGGACAUCCAGCAGAUGCCCCGGGCCAUCGAGGACCCCAUCCUGGCCUACACGGCGGAGGGCGAGAUCAACAACGUGCAGUGGGCCUCCACGCAGCCCGACUGGAUCUCCAUCUGCUACAACAACUGCCUCGAGAUCCUGCGCGUCUGAGAGCCUGAAUGUCUGAGCCUGGCGACAGAGAUGCGGGAGGACUCUUAUUCACUUUCAUACACACACACACACACACACACACACAUUGACUCACUCACUCACUCACUCACUAUCUCUCCAUUUCUUUAUCUGUCCUAUUUGUAUUUCUUUCUAUUUCUCUCUCUCAUGAACUUCUGUCUCUUCUCUCUCCUGCUCUGUCACUCUUUGACAGUGCUUUCUUUGUUUCACACCCUUUGCUGUUGUGAUCUUCAGGUUGGUCUUUCUAGGCCAUCCAUCUGAUCUAUUCUGCCUGUCUUUUCUCUCUCCCUCUUUCUCUCUCUCUCUCUGGUGUUCCAUAUCUCUGUCUGCCCUGUUGUAUUAUUCAUCCCAUUGUACAUGGUCAUGGACGUAGACAUGAGCGCUCCUCCAAAAAUUUGGAAAGGACCCGUGGGCGCCAUGUUGAGUAUUUAUAAAGCUUGACACUGAUACAGAUCUUUUUCAUUAUGGCGUCGUGGUGCUGUUUGAUAAUGUAGUAGUAGAUCAUCUGGAUUUGAAGUGCUUUCAGUACGAGUUCAUCUCUCGAGUGGCUUUGUACAGCUUUACUGCUUGUUUGUAAUGUUCACAAAAAAAAUGUACUCUUGCAGGUUAGGUCUUUGUGGGGUUUUUUUUGUUUUGUUUUAAGUUUUUGUGUUUUUUUAUUUCUUUGUAUUUGACGUGUUAUUUUUUUAGUUAUGUUUGGGGGGAUUUUGAUGCAUUUCUGGUUUAUUAAUGACAUAUUUGGGUCAUUUGUAAGGACUUCAACACCCCCCUUCCCUCUGAGGCCGAAGUGACUAGCCAUGAUAUAGGCAUCUGAAGAAGCUGCGGCGCUACCAGCCGGUCUGAGAUCAGCUGCAUGUUGUUUUGUUUUUUUGUGAUUUGUUUUUUAUUAUUAUUAUUAUUAUUAUUAUUAUUAAGUAGAUGUUUUCCUCUCGUGUCAAGAUGAUACAGGAUGUGAAUCUAUUUAACUUGGUCUACGCAAGUCUGAAGUCAGUCAGAAAGGACAUCACACAGAGAGAGGUUUUCAGCCAACCACACCCAACACUCAAGACAGAGAAACUCUGCCAGCCUCUUCUGAUCAGAACGGGUCUUGCUGUCAGAGGCUUGGUCUUUAUUAUUAACCGUCCUGCUUGUUUUUGUUUUUUUUCCCUGUCUGGAAAACUGAAGUAACUAUUGUGCAGUGAUCGAGUUGAUUACUGUGUGUGUGUUAGCGAGAGAGAGAGAGUGUGUGUUUGGGUUUGUGUGUGCGUGUGGGAGAGAGAGAGCGAGAAAGGGUCGGAGAUGUGUGUGCCCAUAAACAGCUUUUUAUUGUAUUUCUGAAAUGUGUCUACAAACCUCAAUGAACAGGAUCUUCUUCACUGAGUGUAACUAUAACGAAACAAUACUACUAAUAUUAAUCCUGUACUUUCCUUACACAUUGUGAUCCCUGAUCGCAGCUGAUCCUGGAAUGAAUGGAACCGGUCUAGAACCAGCUGUUUUCGGGCUUGUGUCAGAAUUUGUCACUGGGAUGUUCUGGGUCACAUUGAUCCACUUCUGGAAGGGGGUUAAAGUACGAAGCGAGUUUAGUGGAGGGUUGAGCCUCAACCUAGAAGUUUAUUCAAAUUUGGCAAACAGAGGCGAAAAUUGGUGGCAAACUUUUUUUUCUUUAAUCAUUUAAAUGUGAAUGUUUUGUGUAAACUCUUUUGUAAAUUAUUCACUGUAAACAGAAAGUGCGUGCAACAAUGCAAUAGCCACAAAUGUUCACCUCGUGUUUGCUGGAUUUGAACGCACCUCUGGUGUUCAACUCAACACCACUAAUCUCUUUUCACAGAAUACCCCGUUCCACUGUGUCUAGGCAGCCAUUUUGUUUUCUGUCAAGUUUGUUUGUUUUUCUAUGAUAUUCAGAACCAAACAGUAGCAUCUGUGACUUUGAGAAGACAUGAAAAAAUAGACAUCUCAAAUAUCCUAAUAGCAAACAUCCCCCAAUAUGUUAAUGUAGUUCCUGUCUACAUGUACACUAGUAAUAAAUUAGAUGAUGAAAAUAAAUAUAUAAGCUCUAAAA